AUGCUAUCGCAGCCAGGUCCGGGAGGCAGUUCGUCCAGCUCCUCGAGUCACUCGCUGAUAGGUAGUAAGCACCGCGGCGGGUCUAAGAACCGCCUCGCUCAUCACGCCUCCACCUCAGGCAAGAAGAUAGAGCUGCGACGAAAGUCGUCGACAAAAGGCCGCAUUCUCGGCAUUGCGACUACCGACUCGGAGAGCCAUGGAUCGGUGAUGCAGUCGAUGGAGUCAGGCUCGCACUCCCAUCGCUCGAACAACUCCGACAGCUCCGAUUAUCAGGAGACGGCGGGCUCCAUCACUCCUCGUACUGAUGACUUCAGUACCGAUCGGCGCAACAGCAGGUACUUCGAGCACAAUGGACACGUGAGCACAGCGGCGACUCACGUGCAUGAACCAUCGAGCAACAGCAAGACACUUCGCAUCUUCUUGCUGCUGGGCGGGGACCACGACGGUGCCAUUUGCUGCACGCUUUCGUUGAAGCUUGCAACCCGCGAAAUUGUGGAGAGCGAGGGGACUUACUACUCAGCCGCACCGAGCGAAAUCACGCGACUGAUGCCCAUGCUGCCCACGCAAAACAGUCUCACCAACGCGCUGCUGCUGCUCAAGAAGUGCGUGUCGAUCAAACAGGAACGCGGCUUUGAGCUCCGCCCCGCUAAUCAACUGGCUGUCGUGGAUGACAUGCUGCUUAAGCUCAAAAAGCGAGAGCCACGCUUCAGCAUCGCUCUGAAGCCCGGGCCCAGAGCAUCACUUGCCGCCGCGUCAACGGUAAAUCUGAGUCCAGCUAAUCCAGCAAACACCACGAAGGCGGAGGAGGAGGAGGGAGGAAUAUUCACUUCGUCCUCUUUGGACUUGAUUCCUGCUUUGAAGAUUGAAUCCCGCCCAAUUUUGUCAUCCCCGCCACGGCAGCAGAAACCUCUCUCUCUUCCCAAGCCUGCGUACAAGCAUCAAUUCGAACUUCCGAGCAACUACAGAGAUAUAGUCGCAUCGUGGGAGGUCUCCAAAAGCGACGUAUAUGCAUGGGUCCACGCUGUAAACGCCGCGUCGCCACUGAAGCCGGCUUCACCGCUCCGCACCAAAACAAAACCCCAUCGAAGUGGCCACCUCAGUCCGCUUCGACUUCCGCAUAGACACGACUAUUAG
Messenger RNA from Phytophthora sojae, 1134 nucleotides. RefSeq lists its product as hypothetical. The record is from RefSeq and is a predicted model, not a curated record. Bases 1 to 1134 code for a protein of 377 amino acids. Lineage: Eukaryota; Oomycota; Peronosporomycetes; Peronosporales; Peronosporaceae. The transcript has a single exon.